CAGCGCUCGGUGCCUGCACGUGUAGUUCAACUCUUUGAGUGAAUAUGCAUUCGACCAGUGGUGAGAGGUUUCAUGGAAGGAAAACCCCAACUGGACGCAAACCACGACUGAAGACGAGGGAACAGCAACAAGUGAACCAGCCCGAGGACUGAGAGCACCGACUGGAGAGGACCCAUCUGACUCGGAGAUUCCAGUGAUUCAGUCAGGAGAAAGUUUGGUUAAAAAUGAGAAGGAAUUUGUCUCCAGGAAUCUCAAACUUGGCAUGCCAGUUUUGCUGUUUCUGUCUAGAUAUUUAAGAAGUGGAGCAAGGGAUUCAAUCGACCAUCCUUCCUACUCAGACUGUGGGGAGGGAUUCACUCGGUCAUUUGACCAACUUGCAUGCCCGUCAUUUUACACAGGAGAAAGGCCGUUCACCUGCUCAGACAGUGGGAAUGGAUUCACUUGGUUAUCACAAUUGAAUGUACAUCAGCAAGCUCACACUGGGCAAGGCCAAUCACCUGUUCUGUGUGUGAGAAGGGAUUCAGUCGGUCAUCCCACCUGUGGACACACCAGUCAGUUCACACCGGGCAGGGGCUGGUCAUCUGCUGAAUUUGUGGGGAAAGGUUCACUCGGUCAUCUGAUCUAAUGGCUCACCAGCGAGUUCACACGAGGGAGCGGCCGUUCACCUGCUCAGUCUGUGAGAAGAGAUUCACUCACUCUUCCACCUUGUGGAAACACCAGCGAGUUCACACUGGGGAGAAGCCGUACAUCUGCUCAAUCUGUGGGAAGAGAUUCACUGAGUCAUCCACCCUACUGGUACAUCAGCGAGUUCACACUGGGGAGAAGCCAUUCACCUGCUCAGUCUGUGGGAAGAGAUUCACUCAGUUAACCCACCUACAGAGUCAUCAGCGAGUUCACACUGGGGAGAGGCCAUUCACCUGCUCAGAAUGUGGGAAAGGAUUCACUGAGUUAUCCAGCCUACAGAGACAUCAGCGAGUUCACACUGGGGAGAAGCCGUUCACCUGCUCAGAAUGUGGGAAGAGAUUCACUCAGUCAUCCACCCUACAGAGUCACCAGCGAGUUCACACUGGGGAGAGGCCGUUCAACUGCUCAGAAUGUGGGAAGAGAUUCACUCGCUCUUCCAGCCUACAGAGACAUCGGCAAGUUCACACCGGGGAGAAGCCGUUCAUCUGCUGAGAAUGUGGGACAGGAUUCACUCAGUCAUCCCAACUGCUGGUACACCAGUCGGAUCACAAUGAGGAGUGGCCAUUGUUAUGAAUCUCUAGGUUUCGUUUGCUGUGGACUAUCAUUUUAAGAGAGAGAAAUGAAGAAGAUGAAUCAGUCUGACUUGCAGCUAUUUUACAUUGCUCGCAGCUUGUUUAGUUUAACCGAGGACAUAGACACUCAGAGUCAGAUGGGGAUGAAGGAGGAAAAAUGGAAGGAUCGAACCCAGGGAACUAGUGGA
This is a messenger RNA of Hypanus sabinus (Atlantic stingray), 1444 nucleotides long. RefSeq names its product zinc finger protein 383-like. Bases 625 to 1176 code for a protein of 183 amino acids. NCBI's taxonomy places the organism in Eukaryota, Metazoa, Chordata, Chondrichthyes, Myliobatiformes, Dasyatidae. Gene Ontology annotation, biological process: regulation of transcription by RNA polymerase II. The record is from RefSeq and is a predicted model, not a curated record. The transcript is spliced from 3 exons. Gene Ontology annotation, cellular component: nucleus. Gene Ontology annotation, molecular function: DNA-binding transcription activator activity, RNA polymerase II-specific; RNA polymerase II cis-regulatory region sequence-specific DNA binding.